ACCAAUCCUCCUCCUCCUCUCUCUCUCUCUCUCUCUCUCUCUCUCUCUCUCUCUUCGUUCCCAAAAUCAUUCCAGCUCCUGAAAACCAAGACAAGACAUGGCUGUAAUACCCAAGACGGACCCAUCACCAGCCUACCUACAAGCAGUGGAAGAAAUCACUCGAGCCUACAAAUCCCUUCCCCCGAGACCCACGAUCGAAGAGGUCGAAGCAGCCACAUCCGUACUCCACACCAUCAACACUUCACAGCACACAAAACUGGAAGAGAUCUCAAGCCAGCCGGGCCCACAUGACGUCCCGCCGGAGCUCUUCUCCCUGCUGCAACAGGUGAGGAAAACCCAGGUCCUGUUCCACGCCCACGAGCAGAGGAAAGAGGCCGUCUACCUGAUCGAGACCGACAAGAUGUUCCGGGCAUUCGAUGAGCUCAUUCAGAGGGCUUCGGACCUGGUUUUGGGGGUGAAAACCCAGGUGGAGGAAAGGGUUUUAGCUUUUGAGAAUGAAGAAAUGGACUAUUCCUUGGGGGACCCAGUUGGGGAAAUAAUUGCAAGCGGAAUUGAGAUGAAGAGAAUUGAUGGUGGAAAAGGGAAGGUGGUUGAUGGUGGUGGGAUAAAUGGUUUGAUGGUUAGUUCUUCGUUUAAGGGGAGGCUUGGUGGUGGUGAUUUGAAGGGUUUGGUGGGGAGUUCUUCGUUUAGGGGGAAGCUUGGUGGUGGUGAUUUGAAGGGUUUGGUGGGGAGUUCUUCCACAAACAAGCCAACUAGUUUCAUUACAGGUGGAGGGGACACUGAGAAGUUGAGUCUCAUGAAAGUUGCAGCCAUAAUCGAAAACUGUGCAAAAAAUGGAGAACGGGUUCUUGAUCUUCAAGGCAAGUUGAUGGAAAAGAUAGAAUGGCUUCCCGUGUCACUUGGGAAGUUAUCGAAUGUAUACGAACUAAACCUAUCUCAAAACCACAUCAUGGCUCUUCCCGCCACCAUUGGCAGCCUCUUAGCCUUAACAAAGCUCGACAUUCACUCAAACCAAUUAAUAAACCUUCCUGAAUCAUUCGGUGAACUAGUUAACCUAACCGAUCUUGACCUCCAUGCCAACAUGUUGAAAUCACUCCCUCCUUCUUUUGGGAACUUGAACAACCUCAGUAAUCUUGAUUUGAGUUCAAAUCUUUUUACCCAUUUACCAGACUUGAUUGGAAAGCUAACCUCAUUAAAGAAACUGAAUGUGGAAACAAAUGAGCUAGAAGAACUUCCUUUCUCAAUCGGAUCAUGCUCGUCAAUUGUGGAGCUGAGAUUAGAUUUCAAUCAACUUAAAGCGCUUCCGGAAGCGAUCGGAAAGCUCGAGAGCUUGGAGAUUCUUUCAUUGCAUUAUAACAAAGUCAAACGAUUGCCAACAACGAUAGGAAAUCUUUCGAAGCUGAGGGAAGUCGAUAUUAGCUUCAAUGAACUGGAGUCCAUCCCUGGAAGCCUUUGUGCCGUGGUGAGUAUUGUGAAGUUGAACGUUGGGCAUAACUUUGCGGACCUCAGAGCAUUGCCGAAAUUGAUAGGAAACCUUGAAAUGCUCGAAGAGUUGGACAUUAGCGAUGAUCAGAUAAGAGUGCUUCCGGAAUCUUUCAGGUUUCUUUCCAAAUUGAGAGUUUUUCACGCAGAUGAAACACCCUUGGAAGUGCCACCAAGACAAAUAAUAAAGCUGGGGCCUCAGGCUGUUGUCGAGUACAUGGCUGAAUUUGUCGCGAAGAAAGAUCUGAAGUUUCAACAGCCGAAGAAGAAGAAGGGAUUCUGGUCACUGGUUUGCCUGCUUUUUCGCAAAUGAGACAGGAUCAUGGUGAGAUCACAAUGGUAGUAAUACCAUCUUGGUUCUCAUCUCCGCCGCGGUUUAUCCCACUAAUUCCGUUGUUAUUUCAGUUUUCUUCAGUACUUCCUUUGUUAUGUUGGUACUCAAAUCAGUUGUUUGUUGUACAGAUCAGUCAAUGAGAUUGACCAAGUUCUGUUCUCUGGGUUGUGUUUGGUUCACAUAUGUUUUUGUACAAAUUUGUAUAGUAAGUUUUGAAGAUAUUUUGCUCAGUGAAAUGAGGAAAUUCACAUCAGCGCUUACAUCA
Rhododendron vialii is the source of this 2081-nucleotide messenger RNA. RefSeq names its product plant intracellular Ras-group-related LRR protein 5-like. Lineage: Eukaryota; Viridiplantae; Streptophyta; Magnoliopsida; Ericales; Ericaceae. The record is from RefSeq and is a predicted model, not a curated record. Bases 98 to 1795 code for a protein of 565 amino acids. The transcript is spliced from 3 exons. Gene Ontology annotation, molecular function: protein binding.